Molecule: messenger RNA, 1883 nt
Organism: Marmota flaviventris (yellow-bellied marmot)
Lineage: Eukaryota; Metazoa; Chordata; Mammalia; Rodentia; Sciuridae
Gene: Slc25a10
Product: solute carrier family 25 member 10
Biological process (GO): transmembrane transport
Source: RefSeq, a predicted model, not a curated record
CGGGGUCGCGGUAGCGGCCGAGAUCUGGCCGGGUCGGGCAGGCCGAACUGCAGCUAAUCGGGCCAUGGCGGCCGAGGCGCGCGUGUCGCGUUGGUACUUCGGAGGACUGGCCUCCUGCGGGGCCGCCUGCUGCACACACCCGCUGGACCUGCUCAAGGUGCACCUGCAGACACAGCAGGAGGUGAAACUGCGCAUGACAGGCAUGGCGCUGCAGGUGGUGCGCUCUGACGGUGUCCUGGCACUCUACAACGGCCUGAGCGCCUCGCUCUGCAGACAGAUGACCUACUCCCUGACGCGAUUUGCCAUCUAUGAGACAGCGCGGGACCACCUGGCCAGGGGCAGCCAGGGCCCUCUCCCCUUCUCCACCAAGGUGCUGCUGGGCGGCUUCAGUGGUUUAACCGGAGGCUUUGUGGGGACCCCCGCGGAUUUGGUCAAUGUCAGGAUGCAGAACGACAUGAAGCUGCCCUCGAAUCAGCGGCGCAACUAUGCCCAUGCCCUGGAUGGCCUGUACCGUGUGGCGCGUGAAGAGGGUCUGAGGAAGCUGUUCUCCGGCGCGACGAUGGCCUCUAGCCGCGGGGCCCUCGUCACCGUGGGUCAGCUGUCCUGCUAUGACCAGGCCAAGCAGCUGGUCCUCAGCACCGGGUACCUGUCUGACAACACCUUCACCCACUUCAUCGCCAGCUUCAUUGCGGGUGGAUGUGCCACGUUCCUGUGCCAGCCCCUGGACGUGCUGAAAACCCGCCUGAUGAACUCCAAGGGGGAGUAUCAGGGUGUUUUCCACUGUGCUGUGGAGACCGCGAAGCUUGGACCACUGGCCUUUUACAAGGGCCUCUUUCCCGCAGGAGUCCGGCUCAUCCCGCACACUGUGCUCACCUUCGUCUUUCUGGAGCAGCUGCGGAAACACUUCGGUGUCAAAGUGCUGACCUGACGACCCCCAGGCUGCUGGGCAGCGGGGCUGGCCCCAGGAGCAGCCCUUGGGAAGAGGCAGGCUCAGGCUCCUGUCCUUGCCAGCCUGGGCCACACUGUGCCACCCCCACACUGGGGCUGCCUGGGCCUCCCAACCCUGCCUGGGCCAGGGCUGCCUCCAGGGGCUUGGUCCCCUCUGAGCCCCACCAGCUCAGGCCCCUUGCCACCCGCAGUGGGUGUUUAGCCUGCCCCUCCCCCCACAGGGGGCCGAUUCUGGGCUGAGGCCGGCCCCAGGUCCCCUGGUGUUCCAGUUGCUGGAGCUGGGAGGGGUCCUGUCCCUGUUCCUGCUCACUAGGUGGCAGCCCGGGCCUGAAGAGCAGCUCCCAGUCGCCUCUGCCCAGGCCUUGGGUGACAGGUGGGGCAGGGCUUGCCAGCUGUGACAUGGGCACUUUUGUGUCACCAGGGGGCUGUAGUUUUGGUGUCCUCAGAGGUAGUGCCCCUCCGAGACCUGCUACAGGGAAAGGAGCCCAGCUGCCAGAUCACCGGCCAGUUCCAGGAUGCCAGCCCUGGUGCCCCAGGCCCUCCCCACACCCAGCUCCAGCCGCUUUACUGGUCAGUUUUGCCAAAACCUCUCAGUACCAACAGGCCGCUGCUACCUUCAGGGGUUAGCCCAAGCCCACCUGCGCCUUCCCCUCCUGGCAGCCUGGAGACAGGCCCCCACUGGCAGAGAGGGGGCAGCUGGGACAUCCAUGUGCUGCAGAGUGUCCUCCAGGACUUUCUUCCCUGUAUGGCAGGUGGUCACUCGCCAGAGCCCCCCAGUAGCCAAAAACCCUCACCAAAGCUGCCUGUUUCCCCCAAGUGGGGUUGGGCGCCGGUCUGCCUCCCUGGUCCCUUGGCACUGGGCCCGGGAUGGGGCUAGUGGAUCCAGGGGUGCCGUGGCGCAGCUCUGCAGGGGCCUAAUAAAUGACAGAGACCUG